Molecule: messenger RNA, 1458 nt
Organism: Carica papaya (papaya)
Lineage: Eukaryota; Viridiplantae; Streptophyta; Magnoliopsida; Brassicales; Caricaceae
Source: RefSeq, a predicted model, not a curated record
CUCAAUCCCCUAAUCUACCAAAAAUCCCCAAUACAACGUCAAAUCCCAGAGAUAAAAUAAACCUCUCAACCAAAUAUUCUUGCAUAUAUGGUAUUAUAUUUAUUAAUAUAUAUCUUGUACGAACCCGUCAAUGCACAUCUAUGACUAUUCACUUUUUGUUCUUUUUGUUUGACUCAAAUAAAAUUAAAAAUUUCCUUCUUCUGAAACGCCCUUUCAGUUUCUUCGCUCUUCAGUUUUCUUCUUUUGGAUCUAGAAUUUUCCUGAAUCUCUCCAAUUUGAUUGUUAGGUAAGAGGGGUCCAGAUUCCAUAAGCAUUUUUUUGUUGUCUCUGUUUGGUGGUCAAUUGAGCUUUUCUGGGUUCUCUUAGCAUCUGAUUCAGUACUGUGUUUGGGAUUUGAAGUGGUUCAGAGAAAAUCCAAAUGGGUUUUGAAUUUGAUUGAUGGGUUUAUCUGGGUUUCUCAAAUUACAGAUUCUAAAGUUAGGAAAUGACUUUUGGUCAAUGAAAUGGGUUUUAGGGGUUUUGACCUUUUAGUUCAUCUUCUCUGUUGGGAUUCCAAUUUUGAGGUCAAGAUUAUGGGUUUACUCAAUCAGAUUUAAUUUUGAGAUUCCGUGUUGACUGAGAAAUUUCAUCGGUGGACUUUGAUCAAUGGACUCUCCACUGUUCUUCAUCAUCUGCAUUCUCCAUUCUCUGGUUGCUCUUGUUUGUGGGGGAUUAAUGAUGUUCUACACCAAUGAAGCCUCUGUGUUUGGCCAUGGCAUUGAGAUUGCUAGCAAGCUCAAAGGAUCAACCCCCCAUGAUCAACUCCUGAUUCAAAUCUCAGAAUCAUUUUCUGGGUUGCUUUUGAUUUCAAUUGGAUUUGUUUUGUUCAUGGUGUCAUUUGUCAAGGAUAGAGAGUUCCAAACUUACUUUGCUAAAGGUUGUAUUCUGCUCCAUGUUUCCAUGGCUGUGUGGAGAGUUUGCUUUGAAGGAAAGCUUGAAGAUCUUGCCUAUGAAUGGCCUAGGCAGGUUGCUGGGGAUAUCACAUUGGCUUUUUCUUGGAUUUUCUUUAUUGUAUACUCAUGGAGGGAGAAAUAUGAUUAAGUAAUCAAGUGAAGAAAAAAUGAACUGGGGAUUUUCCAGAGAAAAUCUUUUGUUGGGGGGGAAGUUGAUGAUACUCUUUUGGGUACUGGUGAAUGAAUUUGAACUGUUCAUGGUGGUGACUUCUAGGUUUGGAGGGGUUCUACUCCAUGAACUGUAAGAAAUAUUUGCAGAGAAGAAAAUAAGGGGGAUUUAGCAUGAUUUUUCUUGGUAAAUCUUGUUUGGGGUCUCGGAAAAUUUGUGGAAAUGAACUCCAAAGUUGUUGUCUUUCUUGCAUUGAGGAGGAUCUAAAUGUAAUUUAAGUUGUCUGAGAUUCCAGUUCUUGUAAUGCCAAAUUGUAAAUACUUCUUCUUGUUCAUCUUGUAAUGAAAAGUGUUUUCU